Molecule: messenger RNA, 3674 nt
Organism: Elgaria multicarinata webbii
Lineage: Eukaryota; Metazoa; Chordata; Lepidosauria; Squamata; Anguidae
Gene: HNRNPU
Product: heterogeneous nuclear ribonucleoprotein U
Exons: 14
Coding region: 154-2631 (825 amino acids)
Biological process (GO): regulation of mitotic spindle assembly; negative regulation of transcription by RNA polymerase II; CRD-mediated mRNA stabilization
Cellular component (GO): cytoplasmic ribonucleoprotein granule; mitotic spindle midzone; mitotic spindle microtubule
Molecular function (GO): transcription corepressor activity; poly(G) binding; pre-mRNA binding
Source: RefSeq, a predicted model, not a curated record
UCGAGCCCGUGAAGCGCGCUCACCGUCCCUGCCUCGCGAGCCUUGGUGAAAGGAUUUGGCGCCAGGCGGGUCCCUUUCUGCAGCUGCCGCAGCCACACGAUCCAGCCACCUACGCCCAGACCGCAUCGAGUCUUUGCCGUCGCCGCCGCCGCCAUGAGCUGCUCGCCGGUGAACGUGAAAAAGUUGAAGGUGUCGGAACUCAAGGAGGAGCUGAAGAAGCGGCGCCUCUCUGACAAGGGCCUCAAGGCCGACCUCAUGGAGCGGCUCCAGGCCGCGCUCGACCAGGAGGAGGCCGGCGGGGGAGGCCUAGCUAGCGCCGAGCCCGGCAACGGCAACGCAGAGGAGAUGGGGGAGGCCGCUCCGGGCAGCGCGGGCUCCCAGGAGCAGCUUCCCUCGGGAGGGGAAGGCUCUGACCAGGCCGCGGCCUGCGAUGACGACGAGGAGGCCGAGUUCGGCGCCUGCCAAGGGGAAGAGGAGGAGGAGGAGGGCAUGGAGCUGGGCGAGGAGAAUGGCGAGGGGGUGGCCGCCGGCGAGGAGGAAGCGGCCGACGAUCUUGAGGACGACGAGAAUGGCGACGACCAGGGCUUCCAAGAGGGCGAGGACGAGGAGGAAGAGGCCACGGCUGCGGCCGCCGCCACUAGCAGCGGGAACGCCAACGGCCAUGGCGCCCAGCAACAGGGCGGUGCGGCGAAGGAGGCGCCCGGGAAAGGGGCCGGUGCCGCCUCGGAGGCCUCGGCUUCGACUCCUGCGCCCUCGGCCCAGCCCGGCGCUAAGCAGCUUUCGCCCGCUCAGCAGCAGAAGCCCGGAGGAGGGCCUGCUCGCCCCGGGGGAGAAGCUAAAACUGAACAAAAACCUGGUGAGAAAAAAAGGGGAGUGAAAAGGCCACGUGAAGACCAUGGACGAGGGUAUUUUGAGUAUAUUGAAGAGAACAAAUAUAGCAGGGCUAAAUCUCCACAACCACCUGUUGAAGAGGAGGAUGAACACUUUGAUGACACUGUGGUUUGUCUUGAUACUUAUAAUUGUGAUCUACACUUUAAAAUUUCAAGAGACCGUUUUAGUGCUUCCUCACUGACUAUGGAAAGUUUUGCCUUUCUUUGGGCUGGAGGAAGAGCUUCCUAUGGAGUUUCCAAAGGAAAAGUCUGUUUUGAGAUGAAGGUAACUGAAAAGAUCCCUGUCAAGCAUCUGUAUACAAAAGACAUUGACAUACAUGAAGUGAGAGUUGGCUGGUCACUGAACACAAGUGGGAUGUUGCUUGGUGAGGAAGAAUUUUCUUAUGGAUACUCCUUAAAAGGCAUAAAGACAUGCAAUUGUGAGAUUGAAGAUUUUGGUGAGAAAUUUGAUGAAAAUGAUGUGAUCGGAUGUUUUGCUAAUUUUGAUGGUGAUGAAGUGGAACUCUCUUACUCAAAAAAUGGACAGGAACUUGGAGUUGCUUUCAAGAUCAGUAAGGAAGUUCUUUCUGGAAGGCCCAUUUUCCCGCAUGUUCUCUGCCAUAACUGUGCAGUUGAAUUCAACUUUGGGCAGAAAGAUGAGCCCUAUUUCCCCAUACCAGAGGGGUACACCUUCAUCCAGAAUGUUCCCUUGGACGAUAGAGUUAGAGGACCCAAGGGACCAGAACACAAGAAAGAAUGUGAAGUGGUGAUGAUGAUUGGCUUGCCUGGGGCUGGGAAGACUACAUGGGUCACUAAACAUGCAGCAGAAAACCCUGGAAAAUACAACAUCCUUGGAACAAAUACUAUUAUGGACAAAAUGAUGGUUGCAGGUUUUAAGCGGCAGAUGGCUGAUACAGGAAAACUUAACACACUGUUGCAGAGAGCACCACAGUGUCUUGGCAAGUUUAUUGAGAUUGCUGCUCGUAAGAAACGGAACUUUAUUCUGGAUCAGACAAAUGUGUCUGCAGCUGCGCAGAGGAGAAAAAUGUGCCUGUUUGCAGGCUUCCAGCGCAAAGCAGUUGUUGUUUGCCCAAAAGAUGAAGACUACAAGCAAAGAACACAAAAGAAGGCAGAGGUGGAGGGAAAAGAUCUUCCAGAGCAUGCAGUGCUCAAAAUGAAAGGAAAUUUUACUCUGCCAGAGGUGUCAGAAUGUUUUGAUGAAAUCAACUACGUAGAGUUGCAAAAAGAUGAAGCCCAGAAGCUUCUGGAGCAGUACAAAGAAGAAAGCAAAAAGGCCCUUCCUCCAGAAAAGAAACAAAAUACUGGCUCAAAGAAGAGUAAUAAAAAGAGUGGUAAAAACCAGUUUAACAGAGGUGGACAGAGAGGACGUGGAGGAUUUAACAUGCGUGGCAACUUCAGAGGAGGAGUCCCUGGAAAUCGUGGUGGAUAUAACAGGAGAGGUGGCAAUAUGCCCCAACGUGGAGGUGGAGGAGGUGGUGGCAGUGGCGGAGCAAUAGGCUAUCCAUACCCUCGUGGUCCUGUCUUUCCAGCCAGAGGUGGUGGAGGUGGAGGUGGCUAUUCAAACAGAGGAAACUAUAACAGAGGUGGAAUGCCCAACAGAGGGAACUAUAACCAGAACUUCAGAGGAAGGGGAAACAAUCGUGGCUACAAAAAUCAAUCUCAGGGCUACAACCAGUGGCAGCAGGGUCAAUUCUGGGGUCAGAAGCCAUGGAGUCAGCAUUAUCACCAAGGAUACUAUUGAAUUCCCAAAUAAAAUGAACUGAUCCAUAUUUCUUCAAAACCUUCACAAGAAGUCGACUGUUUUCUUUAGUAGGCUAACUUUUUAAACAUUCCACAAGAGGAAGUGCCUGCAGGUUCCUUUUUUAGAAGCUUUGUGGGUUUUGAUUUUUUUUUGUACAUUUUUAAUUGCAGUUUUAAAGUGAAUCUUAAAAGAACCUCAGCGUUGUGCACGAUAAGAGAAUGUGUCAGUAUUUCAGGGUUCUACAUUUUAUCUGUAAAAUGUGACUUUUUUUUACCACAACAAAAGUAAAAUGUUGCUUUGUAUCUGGUGUCCUCUUAUUAAAGAUUUUCUUUUCUCUUAUUUCCCCCCUCCCCCCCAAAUUUCAAAGAAACAGUCGUGAGUCAUCACAACAGAAAAGUUAGCAACCAGGCUUUUUGUGGCCCCCAUGAAUAUUAAUUCAAAUGUAAAUAAUGCUCAUUACACUCCAUCUUCCACUCCAUCCUCUCUAUGCGGUUUCUAGGUAUGGAAAACGGAAGGGAAAUCAGAAUAGUCUUUUGGCAAUAAACUAGGGUGUAUUUUUGUUUUUUAAUUUGGCAAAUGGUUUUUGAGGGGGGCAAAGCAAACCUAAAGCUAAAUAGUGAAGGUGGAGUGCAUAUAAAACCUGGUUGCAAUUGUCUGUGGAGGCUCAACUUGUGAAGGUACACACCAUCAACUUUUUCCAUUUGUUCUGCAUUUUGAUUCUGAAAAAGCUGGCUCUGCCCAUUUCUUAUUAAACAAACUUGUUGUAAAUCCAGUUGUCUAAUGGGAUCUAUAUGAAGUUAGCUGUGUGUCUGUAACCCUUUCCCCACAAAUACUGUGUAAUUUAGUGUGCUUGUAGUAGUAAACUCCACCAUUUUGUAAACAAAUGAAAUUGUGAUUCACCCAUUUUAUAUCUAAUUUUUAAUCAUGUUAGUUCUCAGAUGGGUGUGUCUCCUUAGCCUGCUGAUUUACUUCUCUAAAGAAAGUGGGUGGAGAAAUUAACUUUAGCCGUUUGUUUGCAAUAAAAUAAAAUCAUUUUACUCUUG